Molecule: messenger RNA, 1932 nt
Organism: Peromyscus maniculatus bairdii (prairie deer mouse)
Lineage: Eukaryota; Metazoa; Chordata; Mammalia; Rodentia; Cricetidae
Source: RefSeq, a predicted model, not a curated record
GCAGUUGGAACCCGAACGCUUUUGCACCGUCUGUGCGGAAGGAACUCCGGAACCAAGCUGUCUUUCUGUCUCCCCAGCCCUGCAGAGACAGCCUGUGGGCACAGCCUUCUUCUCCCUGCCGCUUCCGCCAUGGGCGCGAGUGGACAGCCACUUCACCAUGAACUGUGACCCUGCUGGCACUCCCCGGUGGACCUGUGUCCCUCGCCCGGGACCUGACAGCCUGGCAGUCGCUUCUUCAUUUCUGAUGUGCUUAAUCCUCAUGGAGCUACAUCCGUAACCAUGGUGACGCGGGUCGAAGUUGGCUCCAUCGCAUCCCUGAGGGCGGGGCCGGGCCUCGGUGACAUCAGCAGGGAGGAAGCCCUGAAGAGGACCUACUUUUGCCAGACUGGGGACGCCUCCGGGGCUCCCUCCACUAGGAUCCUAAGAGCGAAAAGCCCCCUAGGGACCCACCUGUUCUCUCUGCCCCUUGCUCCCAAGCCUUUCCUUAAGGAGCAGGUCCCAGAGAAGAAGGCUCCUGCCACAUCUUCGUGGCCUGGUGCCACCCAGUCCUGUCCUUCAACUGAGGCUGACAAGAAGGACGCUAAAGAGGACGUGGUUAAAAGGAUGCCGAGCUUAGCCGGCCAGGAGGCAGACAGAGGGGAGACCCUGCCGAAUGGCCCUUCUGUACCUAACAAGGCCACGUUCCUGAGGGCUGGCCCCAGCACCAUGGGCAUCUUUGAAACAACCAAAGCCGGACCCAGCCUGGGCAAAGGAACCAGUGAGGGGAGCCGGGAGGCCAGCUCCCGGGCAGCCCAGGCAUCUCCCUUAAGUGCCAGGCCUGAGGUGGCCACCAAGCCUGCCCUUCCCGCCCGAAAGCCUCCAGUGACUCUACCCCGACCAACCUCCCUGUCACAGGACGCUGGGCCUACUGUGUCCCAGGAGGAGGCAGGCCGAGCCCAACCUUUGCCAAAGGCCCACAGUGUGGAGGACCCCGCUGGCCAGGCCCCAGAGGCCAAGCCUCACCUGAAGAGACGGCCCAUGUCAGCAGUAUUCAGCGAGUACCUGCAGCCCCCGAAGCCAGGCCCAGGUGGAGUGGCAGUCACGGGCAAAGUCCCCCCUGCACCUCCGGAGAAGACGUGGGUGAGGAAACCCAGGCCUCUGUCUGUGGACCUGACUGCUGUGUUCGAGAACAGAGAGAUGUUGCUGAGGAAGGUGGGCAGUGAGCAGAAUGCAGCAGAGAACCAGGGCCCGGAGAGGACCAGGACCAGCAUGGAACCCAAGGGUGAUGCAGAGGGCCCUGCCCGCAUGGAUGCCACCCCUCAGGACCCUGACUCAGACUUCCAGGAGGUGGCCAAGAAGCUCCAUGCACGGAGGGAGAAGACCGUCCUUAAGCAGGCAGAUGCAGACAGUCCCAGGACUCCCAGGGCCAGGGCCAACCCUGGAGAUGAUCCGAGUCCCCAGGAAGAGGAAAGGCCAGACCAGCAGUCAGAGAAGGUGCCAGAGUCCCCUUUGCCCAGGCCAGGAAGAGGCCUGGGGCUGGCCGAGGUCAAGGCUGGAGGAUCUGACCAGGAGGCUCCUGCAGGGACAGAGAGGAAGUCUGUAGGGAGCAUCAGGAAGCGCCUCAGUCUGUUUGAGGAAGAGAGCGCGGUGGCCUUGGCAGUGGUGUCUGAGCCCUCCCCUAUGACCCCUGAGUCCCCAUCCACAGUGCCAGAGCCGGAGAGAGCUGGCGUGAAUGUUCAGGCUCGGAUCAAAGGCUGGACUGUGGAAAGCGCAGGGGCGAAGCCAGAGGUCAGGAGAAGGGCGUCCCAGGCGCGGCCAUUGUCCAUGGAUCUGACCAAACCGUAAGUGGACACAUCCCAGAACCUCGUCAACCUCAGGCUUCCUCAACACCCACUGGAGAGCUCAAGGCUAGCCCAACACCUACACACAAGCCCAAGGCUAGCCCAACACCUA